AAGUGCGGCACAAGUCAGAAAAACUAACUGGCAAAAUGUGAAACUGUUACGCAUUCUGCCACUCAUAUCUGAAAAUACCAUUUCAGGAUUUUUUUUGCAUCUUGGAAUAUUGUCAUUUAUCUACAUUCUGAAAGCAUCUGAAGAAAACAAGCGUGGUCCUUGCAUCCGAAUUAUUCGUUUUGGAGUAGGCUUUAAAAAUUGAAAGCAUGCAUUUUCUUAGCCUCUUAUCCGGAUUUAUUGCAACGAUGUAGGUUAAGAAAAUACAUUUGCAUUUCAAGGCAUUUCCAAAAAUCUUCCUUUUGAAAUUUACCAUGGAUCUACUGUUAAAACACCAAAGAUGUGAGCCAUAUAGCAUUCAUGCAUGCAUAGUCUGAUUUGAAAUAAAAAAUGAGAGUCAUAUUACUUGGAAUUGUAUUUGCCCUUUUCACAAUUAAGAUCCAUACGUUUGAAUGUGAGCCUCCGGACGUCCAUAUAAAAGAAGAGGAAACCUGCAAUGACUUGCUUGCAUUUAACCUGACAGGAAUUCAACCAGAUUGCCCAGUUUGGUGGGAUGACCUGAACUGUUGGCCACCAUCUCAGAUUGGUCAGACUAUAUCACAACCUUGUCCAGCAUUCCUCAAAACACAGGGGAUUAUCUACAGGAACUGCACCGAGCAGGGAUGGUCCGAGGCCUUUCCUCCGCACGAACUUGCUUGUGACAUAUCCAUGAAUGAGUCCUUUACCUUCUUCAGUGAGACUCCACAGUUCCAUUCAUAUCUGCCCUAUGUGAAGGCCAUGUACACCGCUGGCUAUGCGGUCUCUCUCAUCUGUUUAGUCAUCGCCAUUGCCAUCCUCUGUCUGUUCCCGAAACUGCACUGCACCAGGAACUACAUCCACAUCCAACUCUUUUUCUCCUUCAUCUUCCGAGCAGCCUUUAUUUUCAUCAAAGAUUCUGUGCUCUUCUCCAGUGAAGCCAUCUACCAAUGUGGCUCCUAUUCAUUACCGUGCAAGCUGGUGCUGUUGGUUUCACACUACUGCAUCAUGGCUAACUACAGCUGGCUACUCGUGGAGGGACACUACCUCCACACCCUGGUCAGCGUGUCCUUCUUCUCCGGGAGGAAGUACUUCUGGUGUUAUGUUUUCCUUGGGUGGGGUAUACCAGUAGUUAUAGUAGGAACCUGGGGCUUGGCAAAGUAUUUUUAUGAGAACGAAGGGUGUUGGGAGACCAGGGAUAGUGACUGGAUAUGGUGGAUUCUCAGAGUUCCCGUCCUCCUAUUUAUUGUAGCAAACCUGUUCUUUUUCCUGAACAUCAUAAGAAUACUGGUUGGCAAAUUGAGGAUGUCUGAUGUUCACGGAAAUGAAUUCAGUCAGUACAAGAGGCUUGCCAAGUCCACAUUUCUCCUGGUGGCCCUCUUUGGACUGUAUUAUAUUCUCUUUGCAUUCCUACCACACAAAGUAGACGGUUUAAUUUACAUAAUAUGGAACUUCACAGAAUUGGCACUCGCCUCAACACAGGGCUUUGUAGUGGCAGUUCUCUACUGUUUCCUGAAUGGAGAGGUACAGUAUGAGAUCCAGAGGAAGUGGCGCCGGUGGAGACUGAAGCAGAAGUUCAACGGCACUCCUGCCCUGCACCACGGCUCCAUAAGCCAGAGCGGGUGUCCACUCACACAGGUGGCCCUGCUGCCCAGGAGUUCAGCCAGCCAGCAGCUCAGCCUGGUGUGACCCCCCGCCCAGAACAUGCCAGCACGGUCGGAUUUUCUAUCCUAGCAUUUUUUUCCACUCAUUUUCCUUUGAUUUCAAUGAGAUGUUCAUGAGGUCAAAGAAAGGAUAUGAGGAUGAAUCAAGAGGAUUUAGGAAAAAACAACUACUGUCUCAAAGCAAAACACUCGCCAAAAUGCAACCUAGUGUCUAAAAGCAUAAUUACGACGUAAGCGCCACCUUUAAGAUUGACCAUAUUUUCGUCAAAUCUGUUGUUUUUUCCGCUCGCCGCCAUCUUGCCAGUCAAGUAGUGAGUUGUUCAAAACCUUUCUUUUUAGUAAACUUUGAGUCUACAGUACAAAAAGAGACCCUAGGUUGCAUUUUGGUGAGAGUUUUGCUUUAAAAGAAUCUGACUCUACUUACAGUACAUAAGGUGAGUCUUAUUGACGUAUUCCACCUUGAUCGUUUUUUUGUUACCUGGUACCUUUCCUUUCUUAAAGGAUGCUUCAACGUACCCUAUACAAAAGGAGAUGUGAAAUGAAGCAUUAAAGCACCUACAAACAUUUAGAGAAUCUGAACAGUUUUUAAGAUUGCUUAAUAGUGUGUGUCAUUCAUGCUCUGUAGGAACCUUUCUAGAAAGGGCAAAACCUAUAACAGUCCGAUAAUGGGCACUACCAAACUUUUCUUUUCUAAAGAAAAGAAGUUGUUUCUAAAGUACUUUUUCAUGUAGAAUUAAGUUCUGCUUGGGACAUUUUUGUAUUGCGCAUAGUUAAUGAGAUAAUUUGCGUGGAGAUGAUUCUUCAUUCUCCCUGAUCCAUUCUUCACAGUCUGAGGCAAAUGGUUCCUGGCAUUGUCAACCUGGAAUUUGAAACAUCAUGAAACAUCCUGAAAUAAUCCAGACUGCCAGUGUUAUCCAUGGCAUUCCAUGCUAUCCAUGACUAUUCAUCAAUUUUUUUUUUUUUUAUGCAUGCCAAUUACACUUAUUCAAAGGUACCAUCUGUCAUUCUAAGCAAUUUGUAAUCAGUGACACUUUUUUGGCAUAUUCAACAAAUAUCUCCUCACAAUCCGCUAGCUCGCCAUUCUGUUACAAAAAAAAGAAACACUACAUUAUUUGGUUUAUCGUUAUUUUUGUAUUAUAAUCCUUUUUCCAAAAAAGUUUGGAUGCUGUCUCAAAUGAUCUUCAAAGCUCAUAAGUAAAGAUGAGCAGGUAUUGUACUGUGUGGCAAAAAUGGAACAAUUUAGGAAAAAGGUCCUCAACGUAAAAUUACAAAAAAAUUGGGGUUGUCAUGUAUUGUAAAGAAUAUCAUUACAAUUACAUUCCGAGAAUCUAGACAAAUCUCUGUAUGCAAGGGACAGGGCUG
Alosa sapidissima (American shad) is the source of this 3038-nucleotide messenger RNA. Its product is annotated as secretin receptor. Gene Ontology annotation, biological process: cell surface receptor signaling pathway; adenylate cyclase-modulating G protein-coupled receptor signaling pathway. Gene Ontology annotation, cellular component: plasma membrane. Gene Ontology annotation, molecular function: secretin receptor activity; G protein-coupled peptide receptor activity; peptide hormone binding. The record is from RefSeq and is a predicted model, not a curated record. Bases 388 to 1701 code for a protein of 437 amino acids. Lineage: Eukaryota; Metazoa; Chordata; Actinopteri; Clupeiformes; Clupeidae. The transcript has 13 exons.